AUGUACGUCAGAACACUAUUGUUGGAAAUCACAGAUGCCAAAUUAAAGGAUAAAAAUGACACCGAAAAACAAGAUGGCGGUGAUAAAUGUGCCAACCCUGACCCCAACGAAAUUAACAAUGGCAACCCGAUAUUUUUGAAUAGGGACAUGAUAAUCGUCAGGCUCUUGACCUUAGUUGACAUUCCUGUGCUAGAGGGCCUGUUGUCUUGGGAAAAUGAGCAAAGAUGUAAAAUAACGAAGGACCAAUUUCACCAAGUUCCCGAGGAUGAUAUUUAUCGCCAGCAAAAUGAUAGCAAAUGUAACAUGCUGAGCUGUUCCAACGUCGACAGGGAUGACAAAGAUUUGGAACAAAGCUACUCGAUAAAUGAUCCAUAUUCUUGCAAGGAUGAAUGGUCAAAUUGCGCCCUCAAACUUCUGCACAAGGCCUGUAUAUACGAUAAUUUUUUAGAUGUCAACGAAAACAACUAUGAUAACGAUCCUAACAGUACUAUACCCCGCGAAAAUCUGAUGACGGAAUCGGAGAUUAUCCUCAAAAUGCAACUCUUUCAUACCAUAUCAGAGUAUUACGAAGAUACCGAAUGGCGAUCGCUAUACUGA
Messenger RNA from Gordionus sp. m RMFG-2023, 597 nucleotides. RefSeq lists its product as uncharacterized. NCBI's taxonomy places the organism in Eukaryota, Metazoa, Nematomorpha, Gordioida, Chordodea, Parachordodidae. Bases 1 to 597 code for a protein of 198 amino acids. The record is from RefSeq and is a predicted model, not a curated record. The transcript is spliced from 4 exons.